AUUGUUUGUUUACAUUUUUGUCUGUUAAAAGAGCUAUAUUAAUUCUUAAAAUCCACCUUUUCUUCCCAUUUUUUGGGCUCUAAAUUUCUCUGCAGUGAAACUGAACGAUUUUUUCGGUUCAUAAUAUAGUAGUUAGUUAAAAUUACUAAAUUGAUCUGUCUGUUGAUACAUCCUAUUUGCCACCGUUUUUCUCUGUUCGCUCUCAGGAAGUUCGGAGCUUGUUUGUUGCGGAUUUUGUUGCUAAUGCCCAUGAAUCAGAGACAGUACCUCUAGAUGCUCUUUCAGUAUGAAUUUAGAACUUCUCGAAUCGUUUGGGCAAAACUACCCAGAGGAAUUUGAUGGAAUUCUAGACAGUAGUUCCCUAGCAGUAACUUGUGCUUUCAACAAACGUGGUACUCUUCUUGCAGUUGGGUGUAAUGAUGGUCGUAUCGUCAUUUGGGAUUUUUUAACACGAGGCAUCGCCAAAAUUAUUAGCUCUCACAUACAUCCUGUCUGCUCAAUACAUUGGUCACGAGAUGGACACAAAAUACUAAGUGCCUCAACAGACAAUAAUGUUUGCAUCUGGGAUGUUCUCUCUGGAGAGUGUGAGUUAAAAUACCGCUUUCCAUCACCUAUACUGAAAGUUCAGUUCCAUCCUCGAAAUGACCGUAUGUUUCUUGUAUGUCCAAUGAGGCAUGCUGCUGUCUUGGUCGACUCGGAUGGCGAUCAUCAAAUUGUUCCUCUGGAUGAAGAUUCGGAUUUAACUAUAGUUGCAUCGUUUGAUCGUCGUGGGCAGUACGUUUACACUGGUAAUGCUCGUGGGAAGAUCCUCAUUUUAUCUGUCCCUCAGUUAGAGUUAAAAGCAUCUUUCCGGGUGACUGCUAGCACAAGCGCAGUCAAAAGUAUAGAAUUCGCACGCCGCGGCGAUUGUUUUUUAGUCAACUCAGGUGAUAGAAUUAUUCGGGUGUACAAUAGUCAAGAAGUAUUAACUUCCGGGAAAGAUGGUGAACCAGAAUUCAUUCAGAAACUGCAAGAUCUCGUCAAUAAAACAACUUGGAAAAAGUGCUGUUUUUCCGGUGAUGGAGAGUAUGUGUGCGCAGGGUCUGCAAGGCAGCAUGCAUUGUAUAUUUGGGAGAAAGCAACCGGUAAUCUUGUAAAGAUACUUCAUGGGACAAAAGGAGAGCUUUUACUUGACGUCGUCUGGCAUCCUGUACGCCCCAUUAUUACGAGUAUAUCAAGUGGGAUCGUAUCUGUUUGGGCACAAAAUCAGGUAGAAAACUGGUCAGCAUUUGCCCCGGAUUUUAAAGAAUUAGAUGAAAAUGUUGAAUAUGAAGAGCGCGAGUCAGAGUUUGAUGUCAGCGAUGAAGACAAAUCGGUGACUGAAGGCCCAGAGAAACAUGAUGAAGAUUUAGAGGUUGAUGUCACAACUGUAGAACCAGUGGCCAUGUUAUGUAGCUCAGACGAAGAGGCCAGUGAUGAAAAUAACGCUCUCAUGUUCUUACCCAUUGCCCCGGAGGUAGAAGACCCAGAAGAGACCCCAUCCAUCGUACCCCAACCUGGAGCCUCGACUCAUCCUAAUCCACCAAAAAAGGCUAAAUUCCGCUCAUUUGACAUCCAGCUUCAAGGAGGUGCUGUAGACGAGCCUCACCCACUUCUUAGUAAUCGUAGCAUAGAGAAACAAGCAUCCGGUGGAAAAAAAGGUUUGGGGAAACGCUUUGCCAAAUGAUAAUGGUCAUGAUCAAGACAUUGCAUCGAUCCUAUGAAAAAAAAAAUAAAUGAAAAUAAAAAAUUGUACCUGAAUGUUAUCACAUGAGCAUGGUUCGCAUCACGGAUCAUGAUAUACCUUCCUAGAGAGGUGUCAGCAGCAAAACAUCAAUCAAAACGGUUUAACCCAAAGAGCCAAUCAUAUUCGAUUCUUGUGUCCUUUUAUAUCACAUAUCAGCAUAGAACAAUGAGGCCACACCAAUAGAAGGAAUACGUUUAUGGAAUCAGAGUGAUAUUCUUUAAAUAUGGCAACUAUGUGUUGAGCUGGCCAGGUUUGUUUCGAUCCUGUUGCCAGCUAGUGCCAAUCUUGGUCCACAGUUCGACAGGCAGGAUCAAAACAAGCUUUGUCAGUUUGGACAAUCAUUGCCAAAUGUAUGCAAUUUAGCUUUAAGGCAGCAAGUGUGUUCAGUCUAUUGGUGUCGCCGCAUUAUGGUGUCAAGUAUCAAUCUCCUCCUGAUACCAUCGUCGUGUGUAUCAAAGCAAUGCAAUGUAUGGUAAGCUGAUGACGCCUUUCUACAAACUAUAUUUUGUAGGAUGUAAAAAGCUAGAUUUUAAUAAAUUUUUUAACUUUUUCAAAA
Molecule: messenger RNA, 2321 nt
Organism: Bemisia tabaci
Lineage: Eukaryota; Metazoa; Arthropoda; Insecta; Hemiptera; Aleyrodidae
Source: RefSeq, a predicted model, not a curated record